This is a messenger RNA of Colletotrichum destructivum, 1581 nucleotides long. Its product is annotated as Putative cytochrome P450. The transcript has 4 exons. Bases 1 to 1581 code for a protein of 526 amino acids. The record is from RefSeq and is a predicted model, not a curated record. Gene Ontology annotation, molecular function: monooxygenase activity; iron ion binding; heme binding. NCBI's taxonomy places the organism in Eukaryota, Fungi, Ascomycota, Sordariomycetes, Glomerellales, Glomerellaceae.
AUGCUGAUUACCACUCAUCUGUUUUCCUUCUCCACGUUCGGGGUUGCGGCCCUCUUGGGCUGUCUGUACGCACUCGCCCUCGUCGUGUAUCGCCUCUACCUGAGUCCGCUCAGGAACUUCCCAGGUCCGAAACUCGCAGCCGCAACUCUUUGGUACGAGUUCUACUACGACGUCGUCCGGGGCGGCCAGUACAGCUUCCACAUCGCCAAGCUGCACGAGGCGUACGGCCCCGUCAUCCGCAUCAACCCGCACGAGAUCCACGUCCAGACGCCCGCCUUCUACGACAUCCUCUACAGCGGCGCGCGCCACCGCCGCAACAAGUGGCGCUGGGCCAGCGGCGCCUUCGGCGUCGACCUGUCGACUUUCGGUUCCGAGCUGCACGAGGCCCACCGUAUGCGCCGCUCCGCCAUCGCCCCCUUCUUCUCGAAAGCCCGUGUCCGGAGGCUGGAGCCCAUGGUCCGCGAGAGGGCCGACGCAGUGGUCGGGAGACUCAGGGGGUUCGCGGCGACGGGCGCCGUGAUGAGGUUGGACCAUGCGUUGACGGCCUACGCCACUGAUAUCAUCACAAACUACGCUUUUGGACUCUGUCAUGACCGAGUCAACGCGCCAGACUUCGACGCGGGCUUCCACUCGGCCUGUCUGAGCGGAUGCCAGCAGGUGUUCCUGUCUCGGCAGUUCCCCUUCCUCAUGGACAUCGUCAAGAUGAUUCCCGGUUCGUGGAUACUGAAGUGGAGCCCGGCCAUCAACUCGUACUUCUCCAUGCAGAGGGACAUCGGCAGGCUCAUCACCAAGAUCUGCCGCCAGGACCGCAGCGAGUGGCCCGAGCUGGAGCACCCGACCUUCUUCCACGAGCUCCUCGACAGCAAGCUGCCCGAGAGCGAAAAGUCCAUCGCCCGCCUCGCCCAGGAGGGCGGAUCUCUCCUCGGCGCCGGCACCGUCACGACGUCCUGGACCAUCACGACCGGCGUCUUCUACCUCCUGCGCGAGCCCGACGUCCUCCGCGCGCUCAAAUCCGAGCUGGCCGCCGCGUUCCCCGCAGAAGCCGCCAUCACCGACCAGAAGAAUCUUACCGGCAUCCUCGAGGGCCUCCCGUACCUGUCCGCCGUCGCCCAGGAGAUGGUGCGGAUGGGCCACGGCCUCGUGUCGCGCGCCGCGAGGGUCGCCCCCGACGAGGACCUCGCGGUCCCCGGCACCGGGUUCGUCAUCCCCCGGAACACCCCGAUCUCCAUGACGCACUUACUGCUGAACCGCGACCCGGGCCUGUACGACUCGCCGGAUCGGUUCCAACCGGAGCGCUGGAUCGGGGACGCCGGACUGGCGCCCUUCCCCCCGAGGCAGUUCGGCUUCAGCGCCGGCGCCCGGGCCUGUUCGGGGCGAGACCUGGCCAUGGCCGAGAUCCUCAUCAUCAUCGCGACGCUCUUCCGCACGUACGGGACGAGGGAGGUCCGUUUCGAGGACGAUGUUGGGUUCCUGGAGCUGUGGGAGACGGACGAGACCGACGUUGAGUGCUCGGUGGAUGCCAUGGUCGCCCGGCCGAAGACCGACUCAAAGGGUGUCCGAUGUAAAGUGCAUCAUUGGUGA